AUGACACUUCCUACACUCCCAGAAGAACUUAAAUUUAUCAAUGGUUUCCUUCAAAGAGCCCAAGAAUUACGAAACAGAGAACCGGUUAUAGCUUAUUAUUGUAAUUUUUAUUCAGUAAAACUCGCUCUCGAAAAAGGAACAAAGAGUAAAGAAAGUAAAGCGUUUCUUGCCAAAUUAUUGGAUGUCCUUGAAGAGGAAAAAAAAGCACUUCAUGACAAUGAGGCCGUCACAGAUGAUGUUGUUGGUGAAGCGUCUGUGGAGAAUUUUGGCAUAAAGAUCGAAGAAAAAAUCAGAUAUGCAAAAUGGAAAGCGACUGAUAUAGUAAAAGCGUUGAAAGAAGGUCAAACACCGGUGCCUGGUCCUCCUGGAGGUGAACCGGCUUUACAAUCACCACUGAAAGAAGAAGAAGACUACGCUGUUAAUCCACCUGAUAACGUCCCUAGUAUUGACCAAUUUCCUUCGGCACCUUUGGCGGUUGACUCACCAUCGGUAUCUCAUAUGGAAGAAAAUGGUCUACAAUUAAUACCUGGAUUUACUAAUGACUCCUUACCUCAUCAGCCUCCUUCAUCAUUCUCUAAUAAUCCCCCUUCAUCAUUCCCUAAUAAUCCCCCUUCAUCAUUCCCUAAUAAUCCUCCUUCAUCACUCCCUAAUAAUCCUCCACCUCCACCUCCACUUCCAUCAUUGAUACCUGGGCUUACUAAUGACCCUUUACGUCAUCAGAUUCCUUCUUCAUUCCCUAGUAACCCUCCUCCGCUUCCCCCAUCAAUACCUGGGUUUACUAAUGACACCUUACGUCAUCAGCCACCUUCCUCAUUUCCUAGUAACCCUCCACUUUCCCAAAAUUACGUCCAGCCUUAUAGCUCACCAAUUUACCAACCAACGACUCCAAGUUCAUUGCCCGCUAAUCAACAUCCAAGUUCAUUGCCUACUAAUCAACAUCCGAGUUCGUUGCCCAUUAAUCAGCAGCAUGUUCGCCCUUAUACACAAUUCUCGCAUCAUUCAGUUGAAAUCGAUCCUAAUAUUGUAGCUUCAGCUCAGAAACAUUGCAAAUGGGCCAUUAGUGCGUUAAAUUAUAACGAUGUAAAAACUGCCGUUGAAAAUAUGCAUAAAGCAUUGGCAAUGUUGGAACCUUAUAAUCACAAAUAA
Racocetra fulgida is the source of this 1146-nucleotide messenger RNA. Lineage: Eukaryota; Fungi; Glomeromycota; Glomeromycetes; Diversisporales; Gigasporaceae. The record is from the annotation of a GenBank genome assembly.